This is a messenger RNA of Phytophthora infestans T30-4, 2382 nucleotides long. RefSeq lists its product as uncharacterized. Bases 1 to 2382 code for a protein of 793 amino acids. The record is from RefSeq and is a predicted model, not a curated record. The transcript is spliced from 4 exons. Gene Ontology annotation, molecular function: zinc ion binding; metallocarboxypeptidase activity. Gene Ontology annotation, biological process: proteolysis. Lineage: Eukaryota; Oomycota; Peronosporomycetes; Peronosporales; Peronosporaceae.
AUGUCCAGGUACUUGCUGGAGCUCAACGCCACGUUCCCAGAUGUCGUCCAAGUGUCGAUAGCUCAAGACACGUAUGAUCUGCCGUACCCCAAGGAGCUCCAGUGCAUAAUAGACGACGAAAGCAAAGCUGAAAAAGAACCUUGCAAACAAUAUGUGGUGCAUCUGACCAACCACUCGACGCUAGCGAACGACCCAGAGAGACCCGAAGUGUUCAUUAGUGGAGCUCUGCAUGGCAACGAACGAGUCGGUCCCAAUGCGGCUAUUGAGCUUAUCGCUUUAUUUGCACACGCCACAUCGAUGUAUGGCACGGACGAUAAGGUGAAGCCUACAGUGGACACACAGAGGUGGCUUAGAGAGCUUGUGAACACUAGGAACGUGCUGGUGAUGCCGAUGACCAACGCUUAUGGCUACUCGCACAACCAUCGCGAGGAGUUGACGGUGGAUCCGAAUCGAGACUACAAUUACAUGAGAUCAGGUGCUGAGUGUAUGCAAACGAUGACGUCCCGUGUGGUUAAUGAGAUCUGGAGGGACCAUAUCUUCCAGUUGGCAGUGACUUUCCAUGGCGGCACUCGAGCAGUGGCUUACGAGUGGGGCUCACCCGAUCACUACCUUAAUGGCAAGGAGAGAAACCCAAGCGAAAAGUCUCCGGAUCAGAUGGCGCAGGUCCAGAUUGGCAACACGCUGGCCAACUUUGCUGGCGUUUUCCCGGACGGAAACCUCUACCCGACGGGAACGAUGAAUGAUGUUGUGUACGGUGUCACCGGUGGAAUGGAGGACUGGGGCUACGCUGCGUCGUGGGAAAACCAGUUUUACGACGCGAAAUCGCAGCCUUUCCGUCCCUGUGAGCCGUCUACCUUUGGUGGCUAUCCGAAGAAGAAGACGAUCUACAACAACAUCACGCAUCGUGCUUUCAAUAUGCUAGUGGAGACGUCGAACAGUAAAGAGCCAAACGCAGCAGACUUGGGAAACUUCAAGGAGUUGUACGAAGCAAACGUCGAUUUCUUUCGAACGGAAGCAGCCAAGACCGAGCUGGUCGGUCACGUACCACGGAACGUCCGUUUAGCACUCAUGAUGAUCGAAAUGGCUCAGCCUUUGGUGCGUUGGGUGGAUGCAACAGGGUCGUCUCAAAGUCAAGAGUUGUUGAACGUCUUCCCCGCUGCAAGUCUGUACACUACCAAAGACGAUCUAGUUACUGAGAUGGGAUGCGGUGCUCUGGCCUGGGAACGCAACGAGGUCGCGACGUGUAGCGUCUCUGAUUGCAGUUUGAUCAACUCUGCUCAGUCCAAGGUGCAGAUCGCGUGGGAGGUGCUUGGUGCUCUCACUGUCGAUAGCACGCACGUCCAAGUGUCUUCCAGCGAGACUUUCCAAGAUAAUGCCAUUGUGAUGGAGACGUCAACGCAGAAAGGAACCACGCGGCGGUUCUAUGAGUUCGCCUCGGAUUCCUCUAAAGCUGCGGCUGCGAACGUCGACACGAUGGGGACUUCGCUGUUUGUUACAUGCCUCGAUCUGGGUAAUGUCACCUCGGACAAGCUGUACGUUCGAGCUAUAGCAACUGUCGACCAGGACUGGAAGCAGCAAGGCUCUGGGGACGAAGCACCUUCGCCUCGCGUACCGCCGCAGUCGCACCUGGUAAAUGCUCGAACAAACCCAGAUUGGGAUUUCGAGUGGAAUGGCCAUCGAGUCAAGGCUUCUCUCGAGUGGACAUCUCCGGCCAUCGCUAUUGAGACCGCAAAGACGACUGGCGUGUCGUCAGCUAUUUCUUCCGCCCCAUCUUUGUCGAAUGCACCAGCAUCCACAUCGAGUGAGAGCGAAAGCGACGAUAGCGACGACAGCACUGAUGCGCCUAAAGAGCGUACGAAAAAAGCUCCGGGUGAUGACGAAAGUGAAGAUAGCGAAGACUCGAGUGAUGACACUACAACUUCCUCGUCCGCUACAAAAUCUAAGAGUGUCAGCUCCAAAGCUACAGACGAUAGCGACUCCGACGACGAAAGCGAAGACAGUGAAGACGGUAGUGACAGCGACGACAACGAUGAGAUCAACGACAAGUCUUCCUCCUCUGGCACGACUCAAGGCACCACUGCUUUAGCUGCAACUGAUUUGGGGUUGGACGACAAACCGGCGUCUGGAUUGCUUCAGUUCGGCUACAUUAUCAUGAGCUCGUGCGCGAUGAUCGUCGUGCUCACUCUGGCGUAUCUCUAUCGACGUGUCUUCCGGCGUGCUCGUCAGCCGUACAUGAACAUCAGUAGUCUUGAGCAGCCCACGCGCGUCACCAUCAACAGUAUCGACGACGAGGACUACGAUGUGGACGAUGACGAAUGCGACGAUGUCAGUGCGGGCCCACGUAUCCCUCGCCAUGCGCAGUCGUCCAGAAGCGUCAUGUAG